This is a messenger RNA of Cylindrotheca closterium, 870 nucleotides long. Lineage: Eukaryota; Bacillariophyta; Bacillariophyceae; Bacillariales; Bacillariaceae. The record is from the annotation of a GenBank genome assembly.
AUGCCAAAAGCUUCAGAAAGACCGAAACUAUUGCUGCUGGGAGACUCCCUUACCCAAACUUCCUUUGAAGGAUGGGGAUCCGGUCUCGCACAACGUUACCAACGAAGAGCUGAUAUCUUGAAUCGUGGAAUGAGUGGGUACAAUACGCGGUGGUUCUUGCAAUAUGCCAAGGAUAGUGGGAUCUGGGAAGAACCGGGGACGGUCAAGCUAAUUACCAUUUGGUUUGGUGCCAACGAUGCUUCACUGGCCAAGCACAAUCCGCAUCACCACGUUCCUAUCGACGAAUAUUCCAACAAUCUGAAACGACUGGUCAUUUCGGCGAAGGAGACCUAUCCAACAGCAGGUUUGGUCAUGAUCACACCUCCUCCCGUCCAUCACGAGCAGCGAUUCGAGUACCAAAAGCAACGUUACGGAGACAAGGCUACUGGUACAUUGGAACGAACCUUGGACAAUGCUGAAAAGUAUGCCGAUGCCUGUAAAACAGUCGCCUCCCAAUUGGAUGUCCCAUGUUUGAAUAUGUUUGAUCUAAUGGUGAAGGAAGGUGGGGACAAUUGUGGAUUUGGAAAGUACUUAUGGGAUGGCUUACACUUUUCGUCCGAGGGGCAUGAUUUUGUGUUGGAGAAACUGCUGGCUUUUAUCGAGAAGCAUCAUCCAUCCAUGUCCGUAAAAAUUGAUGAGGUCACAAAACAGCCUAAUAAUUCCGGUACGGUAUGCACGGGCAUUCCCAACAGUGGUCCCUACCACGAUGAGAUUGAUCAUGAGAAUUGGAAAAAGAGCUUUGGUGAUUUCCAGAUCAAGACUGAUGAUUCGUCACCUCCUCGCAAAAAGGCGAAGACUGAAGAAUCCACCAGUCCAACAGCAAAAAAGUAG